AUGAGUGAAGAUAAAACACUUAUCAAAAUUCCAUAUUUUGAUGGUCACUAUGAUCAUUGGAGCGAACUCAUGAAAAACCUGUUAUGGGAAAAGGGUCCAUGGAGUCUAGUGGAAUGCGGUUUUAAAGAACCAACGGAAAGAACCCUACUCACAGAUGCACAACAGGGACUAUUGGACAAUGCCAGAACCAAAGAUCACCAAGUAAAACAUUAUCUCUAUCAAGCAAUAGAUAGAACUGUUUUAGAGAAAAUUUUGGAUCGGCGCACGUUCAAGGUGGUGUGGGAUUCACUGAAGAAGAAAUUUGGAGGAAAUGAAAAUGUGAAGAAGUCAUUGAUAAAUUCUCUAAGAAGAGAUUUUGAAAUUCUAGAGAUGAAGAAAGGAGAAAGCAUCACUGAUUACUUUGCAAGAGUAAUGGUAAUUGCAAACAAGUUGCGCAACAACAGGGAGGACAUGCUGGAUUCUAAGAUCGUGGAGAAGAUCUUGCGCACUUUGACUAAGCAAUUCACAUGUGUGGUAGUGUCCAUUGAAGAAUCCAAGGACACAAAUAACAUAUUCAUUGAUGAACUACAAAGAUCACUAGUGAUAGUGAUGCACGAGCAGAAGUUCAAUAGCGUUCACAAGGAAGAUGAUGACCAAGCUCUUAAGGUGGAAGAAAGAGCAAGGUAUGGAAGGGGAAAAGGCAAAGGACCAUCUCGAGGCCGUGGACGAGGCAGAGGAAGAUAUAAUGUGGAUAAAGCCACUAUUGAGUGCUUUAAGUGUCAAAAUUUGGGACACUGUCAAUUUCAGUGUCCUAAGUGGAUCAAAGAAGCAAAUUAUAUUGAACUGGAAGAGGAUGAACUUCUAUUGAUGGCCUAUGUGGAUGAUUCUGGAGAAAAAUGA
Molecule: messenger RNA, 879 nt
Organism: Impatiens glandulifera
Lineage: Eukaryota; Viridiplantae; Streptophyta; Magnoliopsida; Ericales; Balsaminaceae
Exons: 1
Coding region: 1-879 (292 amino acids)
Molecular function (GO): nucleic acid binding; zinc ion binding
Source: RefSeq, a predicted model, not a curated record